AUGUCCUUCGACGGAUUGGGCCUGGACCCUCGGCUACUGCGCGCCCUGAACAAGCUGCGCCUCUCCACUCCCACACCCGUACAGUCCGCCUGCAUCCCGGUGUUCCUGGAGGGCCACGAUGUCGUGGCGCGCGCCCGCACAGGCUCCGGCAAGACCCUGGCAUACCUGCUGCCUGCCCUGCACCGCAUCCUGGCGGGCGGCGAGGCGCGGGCCUGGCAGGCCGUGGUCCUGGUGCCCACCCGGGAGCUCUGCUCCCAGGUGCUGCGGGAGGGGGAGCGCCUGGCCGCCGCGGCCGGCCAGGACCUGCGGGUGACCGCACUGGCAGGGGAGGGCCUGCCGCGCUCCGCGCUGAGCCGCGCGGGGCAGCUGGUGGUCACCACGCCGGCCAAGCUGGCGCUGGCGCUGUCCUCCGGCAAGCUGGCAACCGGCGCCCUGAGCCAGGCGCUGCAGACGCUGGUGCUGGACGAGGCCGACCUGCUGCUGGCCUACGGCUACGGCGAGGAUAUGCGCGGCGUGGCGCCCCUCGUCCCACGCGCCUGCCAGUGCAUGCUGCUCAGCGCCACGUCCUCCUCCGACGUGGAGGCCCUGUCCAAGCUGGUCCUGCACAAUCCACGCACCCUGGACCUGCUGGGCGCGGAGGCGGGGGUCGCACCGGCCGGCGGCGUGGCCGCCGAGGUUGAGCACUGGCGCCUGGACAUCCCCGCCCAUGUGCCCGCGGGGGCAGAGACCCUGGAGCGCCUGCUGCGGACCCUGGCCCUCAUCCGUCUGGGCCUGGUCAAGCGCAAGAUCCUCAUAUUCGUGAACAGCGUGGAGUCGGGGCUCAGGGUCCGGCUCUUCCUGGAGGCCUUUGGUGUGCGGGCGGCGCUGGUGCACUCGGAGCUGCCGCUGAACUCCCGGCACCACAUCCUGCAAGAGUUCAAUCGAGGCCUGUUUGACAUCCUGGUGGCCACCGACGACGUGCACGCCGGGGAGAAGAAGGAGGCCAAGGAGGGGACGGGCAGGCGCGGGCGGCGGGCCCAGAAGCAGCCCCAGGGACCGGCAAAGGACGAGGAGUUUGGGGUCACAAGAGGCAUCGACUUCAAGGGCGUGAACACAGUGAUUAACUUCGAUAUGCCCGCCAGCACCCAGGGAUAUGUGCACAGACUGGGUCGGACGGGGCGUGCUGGGGAGGAUGGUUUCGGCAUCAGCAUCGUAGGGCCGUCCGAGACCGAGCUGGCGGCCAGCAUCGAGGAGAUGCUGGCGGGGGGAAGCAAGAAGGCAGGGGAGAGCGGUGAGGAGGAGGCGGCCUGUGAGCCCGUCAUGAAGCCAUACACCAAGUUGACGGCAGUGGCGCUGGAGGGGCUGCGGUACCGCGGCACCGACGUCGCCCGCAGCCUGACCAAGAGGACCAUCAUAGAGGCACAAACAAAAGAGCUGAAGCAUGAGCUGCUCAACUCCCAGCGCUUGUCUGCAUUCUUUGAGGAGCACCCGGCAGAUCUGCAGCUGCUCCAACACGAUCGGCCGCUGGCGAGUGGGGCAGCGGUACAGGCCCCGCACCUGAAGCACCUGCCAGCGUAUCUACGAGACCCCACCAUCACCGCACGCUCCAACAUCGGGAACUCGGCGGGAGUGCUGCCGGAGAGGAAGCGGCGGAAGGUGGUGGGCAUCGACCCUGUGAAGGGCUUCAUGAGGGCGCCCAAGCGCGGUGGCGAUGAGAGGGAGGAGCCCACAGAGCUGGAACUCAAGGCAGAAAAGUACGGCAAGAAGCAUCGCAAGAAGGCACCGCCGGGGUUCAUACCCAAGGCAAACGUGCGGAAGGGCAAAGUGAGGAAACGGUAG
This is a messenger RNA of Auxenochlorella protothecoides, 1818 nucleotides long. Its product is annotated as DEAD-box ATP-dependent RNA helicase 16. NCBI's taxonomy places the organism in Eukaryota, Viridiplantae, Chlorophyta, Trebouxiophyceae, Chlorellales, Chlorellaceae. The record is from RefSeq and is a predicted model, not a curated record. The coding region runs from base 1 to 1818 and encodes 605 amino acids. Gene Ontology annotation, molecular function: RNA helicase activity; ATP binding; nucleic acid binding. Gene Ontology annotation, cellular component: nucleolus. The transcript has 9 exons.